Molecule: messenger RNA, 1193 nt
Organism: Nomia melanderi (Alkali bee)
Lineage: Eukaryota; Metazoa; Arthropoda; Insecta; Hymenoptera; Halictidae
Source: RefSeq, a predicted model, not a curated record
UUUUGUGCAGAAGUAAAAUUUAUGUUGAAAUAAUUUAUGUUUUCAGUUGCCGCACGACACCUUUAUCGUUCUUCUAGAGAUACCUCUACCUUGCUAUAUAUACUGAUUAGAAUAGUCUAUUCUCAUAUCUCUUAGGGUGUAUUGUGUGUUAUGUAAAAAAAAGUAGUGGAAUGAGAUUUUAUACAGUAUUUAAAAAUGUUAUAGUUUUUUAAGUGUUCUCUAAGUUUUAUAAUUAUGAAUAGAUUUUUAAAUAUCGAUUGGAAUCCUCCAUUGGAAGAUCUGAUAGACAAUACUUUUAUCAACGAAGAAAGAUUAGAGAAUGAAAGUGUUAUGUAUAGAAUUAUGACUGGAAAUUUUACUGAUCCAUUUAAAAAUAUCGAAGAUGAUUAUAAAGAAAUUAAAGGUAAAUUCAUGGAAGAUAUAGAUGUAGAAUUAAACGAACAAGAUAAAAAUGAGAAUGAUGAAAACAGUGGAAAUGAAAAAGAAGUUGAAAUCAAAGAAACAAAAACAAAAAAGCAAUAUGUUCCUGGUAUUAUGAAAUCAACCUUUAAGUUUCCUAGAAUGUCUAAAUUAAAUAAAGAAGAACAAGCAAUGUGUUUAAGAGUUUUAUUAAGAUUUUCAGAAUCAGAUAAACCAAAAAUAACUCAAGCAGAAAGAGAAGAACUAAUAAAAUAUAUGGAAUUACAAAAAAUAAUAUCUCAGGAGCAAGAUGAAUUUUUAGAAUUCGCAAAAAGCAAGUGGCAUGAAAGAUCAUUGUCACUUAUGUGUAAAGAUUACAUAAAUUUCUGUUGGAAAUUGAAGAUGCAAUACAUUCAUAAACUUCCUAGGUAUUAUGCUGAAGUAACAAACGUACCAUUUGUAGCAGAUAAAAAUGUUGAAAUAAAAUUUAUUUCUGUUUGUUUACAAAUGGGUCAGCUGUCAGAAAUUGCAUUACCAACUCUUAUGAAACCAAAGUAUUUACGUGUAAAUUCUUAUCAACUAAAACAGAGGUUCCCUCAUACAAGCUAUGAUUGUGAUAAAUCAUUAAUUUCUAGUAAAUUAUCAUGAAUAAUAUCGGACCCAGUUAUUCGAAUUCAUGGAUUUUACCAGUAGUUAUAAAAAAGCAUAAUGAUAGAAAUGUUAUCUAUAUAGAUAAACCAGGGCCACCACCAACAAACACAAUACCUGCAAAAAAUAACUGGGUAUAUAAGUAU